This is a messenger RNA of Penicillium bovifimosum, 405 nucleotides long. RefSeq lists its product as uncharacterized. The record is from RefSeq and is a predicted model, not a curated record. Lineage: Eukaryota; Fungi; Ascomycota; Eurotiomycetes; Eurotiales; Aspergillaceae. The transcript is spliced from 2 exons. Bases 1 to 405 code for a protein of 134 amino acids.
AUGUCUGACGACAACACCCGCCGCCACUGGCACGGAAGCCCCGGCGACCGUCACGAGCACCUAAACGUCUGGAUGAACGGCGGCGCCAAGGCCCGCAGUCCCCGAGCUGCCUGGGCGAUGCCGGCCGGGGCCAUGGAAACAGGUCGGAGGGCCUCGGACUCCUCCACAACCUCACAGAGCAAACAAGACGAAGCCACAUCCCCGCCUAUCCCCACAGUCAGUGAGCGCCGCCGCUCGAGUGGCGGCUCCGGCGGCCUGUUCUCGAACCUGCAAUCGCAGAAGCGGCUUUCCACGGAUCCCGGUAUGGCUGGUCGUCGUGCGAGCUGGAAUGAACAGGCUGCGAAGGGCGGGUUCUUUGGGAAGUGGUGGGAUGAGUAUACUCGUGGACCUUCUACGUCCAAGUGA